UUAUGGUGAGAUGGAGAACUUUUCUCACCAUCUUGAAAAUGGUGUUACCGGUUCAAACGCGGAUUUAACGUACUUAAGAGAGGUGAUAGCGAACCGGGCUUCGUCUGCCGUCGGUGACGAUCUCAAAACUAAACAAAGUGUUUGUAUGGAUCGCAGACAGGUUAUAAACAAUCAGGGACAUCUUCACGUGUCGGAAAACAAGACUGUCAUUCGAUCUGGAUUACACAGCCAGGGAUUAGAAAGUACACAAAAGUUACCCAGGUCAUUAGAUAUUCCAUUUGGUGCGUCUAUACACAACGGCGGAAUGAAAGUGAAUCCUCAAAGUCAGCUACCCACUACCGUUAUAGGUAACGGGGUUGUGGAGACCGAGCGGAGUAUUGUGAUCGGGGGUACGUCAUACCCAGCGCCUUCCAAGGAACAGCUUCUCCAAAACGCAAUGCAUCAUAUUUCCGGAUCUAGCCACUAUGUGUUUAGACAACAGGGAUCUAAUUAUUCCAGCCCCAGGUCAAGUAUGGGUAGUGGUGGUGAUUCCAAAAAUUCAAGUCCCAGAACUAGUCUUAUCAACCCCCCACCCCCACCCCCCUAUGAUCAACGUUUUAUGGGGGGUAGUCCACGCUCAAGUUUAGCCAGUCCGAGGUCAAGCUUGAGCACAACUUCACUGGAGUCGAAACCUUCGAGUCCACGGACUAGCCUUGCAGGAAUGUCUGGAGUGCUCUAUGAUAAAUUUCCAAGUCCACGAACUAGUUUAACAAUAUCACAGGAAAGUCUACAAAAUAUGCAGUUGGGAAUCCAUCCCAUGUCACUACCUAGAAGUAAUAUUCAGCUACUUAAUGACAGUCGUUUUAAUGAAGGGGCUCCCCCUGCUUAUAUCUAUACUGAUCCUCGUGCAAGAACUCCACACAACAACAGUAGUGUUCAAAUUUCACACUCUCAGACAAACAACGUCAACAGCAAUAACAAUGUGACUAAUACUAAUCUACUUAAUAAUCAAAUGAAUCGGGUUGUGAGUUCUGAUAAAAGCUCCCAGUCAGUCCCUCCAGCAUUGCCUGCCAGAAAACCUAUCAACCAACAGACUCAACCUAAACAUUUAGAUUUUGAGAAAACUUUAACAGCUCUUACUCAACAGUUAGAGGAAAAUAUACGUGUGUCAACAUCCAGGAAAAAUUCCUUGGAUUCUCAGUCUUCUAUUCCGAAGGAGCCUCCCCCACCUUAUCAUGGUCCCCACAAUACUGAACUACCUGUGCUACCCCCAAGAAAUCCCCGUUACACUAGUCCCAAGCCUUCUCCCCAGCCCCAGGUCUUUGGUCAGCCAUCAUCUUUGGGGUCCCUGCCUUCAUCACCAGCCCACAUGGUGCGGACACCACCCUCAGCAGCUGUUAAACCACAAGCCCAGUUGCAAUAUCAGGUACCCCAGUCACCAAGAGGACUUACAGAAGCUGAGAAAAAAGUGGCAGCACUGACACAGCAGUUAGAAGAUGAGAUGGAAAAAACCCCACAAGGGGAAUAUUUUGGCCAGUGCUUUGCGUGUGGAGAUCGUGUGGCAGGAUCCAGUGAAGCCUGCCAGGCCAUGGGCAACCUGUAUCAUACCAAGUGCUUUGUUUGCUGUUCAUGUGGGCGGACUCUCAGAGGGAAGGCGUUUUACAAUGUCCAUGGAAAAGUUUACUGUGAAGAGGAUUAUCUGUACUCUGGGUUCCAGCAGACAGCAGAGAAAUGUUGUGUUUGUGGUCACCUCAUCAUGGAGAUGAUCCUACAGGCGAUGGGAAAGUCUUACCACCCUGGCUGUUUCCGAUGCUGUGUAUGUAAUGACUGUCUGGAUGGUGUUCCAUUUACGAUAGAUGUAGACAACAAGAUCUACUGCAUCACAGACUACCACAGAGUGUAUGCACCUAAAUGUGCUGCUUGUGGCCAGGCUAUAACACCGGUGGAGGGCACCGAGGAGACAGUACGUGUUGUUUCCAUGGACAAAGAUUUCCAUGUUGACUGUUACCAUUGUGAGGACUGUGGUAUCCAGCUGACAGAUGAACCAGACAAACGGUGCUACCCCCUGGAGGACCACCUGUUCUGUCACAUGUGUCACAUUCAGCGACUUUCUCAGCAGUAUCCUGAAGAGACUUUCUACAUAGACCCCUAUACACACAACAUACAGAACAAGCUGUAUCGGGAUGCCAGUGGAAAACAACGUGACAGUAUUGCUAUCAUGCCUGCAUCCCUGGAAUCCUACCCUCACCCUACAGGGUCCCAAUCAGAUUCCACAUUUCCUCAAGAGCAGGAACCACAAAUAACUCCUAGGGACCUAUAUGGAUCAGGACAGUCUCCUGCCGUGUCAGGAUGUAACAGUGGCCCCACGACCCCCACCCAUAAGCCCACACAGAAUGGUGUGGGGUACAUAGACUAUGGGGGUAAUCAGUAUCGAGGUUCAAGUCCUUAUCCUCAGCAACCUGCUCCUCAGGUUCCCCCGGCCAAGCAUGCUGCAACACGUUACCAAAUCACAGACUUGUAGCAAUAUUUCAUCAUUCAUCUCAGAAUCUUAUUUCAUUGUUACAAUUCCUUGUCUAAGUCAUCAUUAAUGUUGAUAUGUGUAAUCAGUCCCCACCGACACAGACAGUCUGAAGCUUUACACUACUGUCAGAAUUUUAUGGGACUUUGAUGGUUUUCUCGACUCUUGAUUUCAUGGAUAAAUGUAGCUCAAUAAAUCUACUUAUUUGAACAUUUCACCGACAUAUGAAUUCAUGGAAUAAGAAUACCCAGGAAUAAACAAAAAGAAAUCCUCCACAAAAAUGAAUGAUGUAACAUUGCUGAGAGAUUCCCCUGUUUCUUCAUGCAGUACCUCAGGAUUUCCAUCGGGUGUACUCUCCAACUUUACUAAUCUGAUUUCUAAUGUAAGUUAGUCUGGUCUCAAUGUCUGAGUAAAUAAAAUGUUCCUUGUGAAUGAUUCAACUGAAAAUAAAAAACUGAAAUAUUCCAAAUGUUUUAAAAUUUGCUAUAAUCUACAUGUAAAUUCCCCCAAAAGUAAUGAUGCUAUUCUUUUGUACAAAACUGAUAGUGCUAAUUUAGCUUUGAGUGAUUGACUUUUGGUAGUUCUAUCGUGAUUAUAAAGGCAGCUUUUUUAAAGUUAUAAUGCUUGUUUAAACCAUGGCAAUUUUUGCUUCUAAAAAUACAUAGUUCAAAGCAUUUGCAUCCAUAGUUUCUGCUUUAUGAAAAUAAUUUCUGAAGCUUUAUUUUGUCUCCUGUAGUUAUUAUUCAGCUAGCUUUCAUGUAUUUGAAGCAUUUGAUGUUGAAGAUUGUAAAUCUUUUGACAAAUAUGUCUCAGUUUGUGCUAUUAUAGUUCUUUUUACAAAAUAUUAGAUCGUAGACACCAUCAUUUUUAGCUUGCCUUACCAGAAGGGCAAAGUGAGCUAUAGGGAUACCCCUGCGUCUGUCGUCCGUCUUCCAUCAUCCAUCGUCCAUUGUUCAUUGUUCACUUUUACUAUAUAUUGCAAAUAUUCAUGAACAACUGAGUGGAUUUUAAUCAGAUUUGGUCUAGAGCAUCUUUGGGGAAAGUAAAAGGGCUAAAGGCGGGGGCUCAGUAGGUAUAAUUUAUCAAUUUCUUUAAAAUCUAUCUUGUUCUUCAGAAAUUGGUCUGAAGCAUGCUUGGGAGGAGGGAAAUCAGUUUUGUGUAAACGUUGGGUCUCAACCUCCUUAAGGCCAGAUAGGUGGGGCCCAUUAUUGAAAAUCUAUCAAUUCUGUAAAAUCUACCUUGAUCUUCAGGAAUUUCAGGAUGUUGUUAACCCCUGGACAGAUCAUAUCUUUGAAGCCAUUGAGCUUAUCACCCCAUAACUUAAUAGCAUUGCUGGAGUCAAGAGAUUAAAAACUGAUCUCUAUCCCUACCCCUAGGGAAUUUGAAGCUGUAUCUGUGGGGCGAGGCUAAUCAGGGGAAAUAUUUUCCUUCAAGAGAAAUAUGUUUUGCAUUGUUGACUUAAAUAUCCAGCUAAGUGAUACAAGCCCUCUGGGUUACUAAUUCCUAUUGCUCAUGGAUAUGAAUGACAGUUUUGAAAUAUAUAACAAAUGUAUUUGAUGAAUUGAUUUUUCUAAUUUUUCCAAUAUUAAGGGUUUGAUCACAUUUUGUCAGGGUAGAUCAGCUGUUUGUAAAACAUCAGGAUUGACAUUCUGUUACUCAUAAUCAAAUGCAAUACUUUUAUACUUAAAUGUUCCAGGGUUUGUAACAUUAACAUUGACACCAAGAUCCUCCCCCGUGCAUCAUUUGAAGAGGUUAAAGUGGAGUGAGUUUGGUCGAUACAUACACUGAUGUCUUGUUAUACACCAACAGUUGUAGCAUUUAUUGUCCCAGGAUUAAAAAAGGAGAAAUACAAUGAUUUCUAUCAUGACUAUUUCAAGCACAAAAUCUAUUAAGUUUUCAGAUCAUCUGUUUUGAAAAUGUUGGAAUCUUAAAUUGAAAAAUCAGUUAUUAUCAGUACUAGAUGCAGAUUAAUGCCCAGUGACAGUUAUACAGUAUUUAGUGAAAGGAGUACCUACUACAACUAGUUAAUUCCUUAAAACCUUAUCACGCUGUAGUAUUCUAGUGUGUACUAUAGUGUAUAUCAAUGUAAGGAAUAAUUCACAGCAAUUGCAUAAUAUGAGGAAGGAACAUGACCUGAUAACACUGCAGUAGUAGUUGAUAUAUUUUAAAAAAUGCUAAUUGAGGUACUGUAUUUAUUCAGCUGUAAAAAGCCUAGGGGCUCACAUAUCUUGUGACUCUCUCUCAGUCAGGUGGGGGGCUUACUACACAGCAAUAAACCCAGGGGCUUACCUUACCUGUGUCUGACUCUCACUAAGGUGGUGGGCUUACUACACAGCAAUAAACCCAGGGGCUUACCUUACCUGUGUCUGACUCUCACUCAGGUGGUGGGUUUACUACAAGGCAAUAAACCCAGGGGCUUACCUUACCUGUGACUGACUCUCGGUCAGGUGGUGGGCUUAAUACACGGCAAUAAACCCAGGGGCUUACCUUACCUGUGUCUGACUCUCGGUCAGGUGGUGGGCUUAAUACACGGCAAUAAACCCAGGGGCUUACCUUACCUGUGUCUGACUCUCACUCAGGUGGUGGGUUUACUACACGGCAAUAAAACCAGGGGCUUACCUUACCUGUGACUGACUCUCGGUCAGGUGGUGGGCUUAAUACACGGCAAUAAACCCAGGGGCUUACCUUACCUGUGUCUGACUCUCACUCAGGUGGUGGGCUUAUUACACAGCAAUAAACCCAGGGGCUUACCUUACCUGUGACUGUCUCACAGUCAGGUGGUGGGCUUAAUACACAGCAAUAAACCCAGUGGCUCACUUCCUGUAACCUGUGACUGACUGUCAGUUAGUGGGCUUAUUAUAGAAAAAUUAGUCCAGGUCUUGGUAAUUUCUUGACUGAACUGAUACUAAUAUGUAUAUUAACAGGCUAUGGUCUAUUGCUAGUCAAAUGUGGUACUUCAUAUCGCCAUCGUUUAAAAAUGAUCAGUGCAACUUCAGGAUAGAUCUAAGGUAGUAUUUGUAAUGAAAUGUUUUCCAGUCUUAUUGGUGCUGAUGUGUGGUAGUUAUAAGGGAGUUAUUUCUAGAAAAUGGUUUUACUUAAAUUUUGAUAACCUGUUCUUAUAAAUUCCUUCUCUGUGCUAGAGAAUUAUUUAGAUUUGGAAAUUUUGCUCUCAUCUGAUGACAAGAUUUUCAAACUUCAGCUGGUCUUUUCUGUGAUGGGGAUACAGUAUGUCAGCAGAUAACCUCAGUGAUUACAAGUCCAUUGUAAUUCAGUGUUGAUCAUACUCUAAGAUAGAUCCUGUUAGUAUUAGGUAGGCUGGGAUUUGUUACUAACCUGAUUCAAAUUUUUUUACUCUAUUAAUGCUUGUUUGUUACAACAUCUGUGUGUAUAUGUUUGCUUUAUAUUUUGGAUAUGUUUCGCAGAUUUUCUGUUCUAUAUAUAGUGGUUUUGUUUUGUUAUUUUGAAUCUGUCUCCAUCAUUACGUUAUUUACAUGCGUUUCAUUCAUUAGUUUGGCUUCACAUCCCCCCAUCCUUCAUAAUACCCUCCAUCCCUAUCUUCGAUGUUGUUCGUCGAAUUAAUCUAUUAAGUUGAUAACCACAAACACUAGUAUGCACAUAUUGUAGUUUAAAUUGAUAAAAGCAGAAACUACUAUUCACAAAAUGCAAAGUGAAAAUGAAGGAUAUUUGGAUUUAAUUUGUCCUAAAAAUAUGGUCUGUCCAGCUAACACUCACCAUUAUUGAUCUAGGUUGUGUUCACAGUCUUAUCAAUUUAGUUGUACACUGCCAUUGACACAAAACUUUGUACUUUAUUAGUUACCAUCGAUAUUUACAGAUUUAUGAACCCUCUUACACUGCAGUAGAUAUUCACACAGAACCAUGAAUCCAUAUAAAAACUGCUGUACUUGUUCACAAUGAUCCGAAAACAUUCACACCUAACUGAUGUACAGACCCAUGAAACUUGUGAUAUUCACAGAGCCAUGAAACUUGUGACAUUCACAGACCCAUGAAUCCUCAUACACUGAUAUAUAUAUAUAUAUAUAUAUCUAUGUAUGACCUUCCCAUACACUGCAAUUCACAGUCUUAUAAACUGCCAUGGAUGAGAUAUAAUGGAGGAUCUCUAUGUAUAUAAAUGUCAGCUAUCAUACACACUAUAUGGUUGUUCUAUACACAGCUUCAAUAUAACAAUAUUUAUACAGGUGUUUUUUUCCCAAUUUAACUGGCAGGAUUUUUUUAUGUUGGGCAUAUAAGUGCAUUUGUCCUUUUUAACUUCCUUAUACAAAUGCAGCAAUGGAAGUUGAUUUAUUCUGUAAUUUUUUUUAUUGGAAAGCAAUAUGUUCCAGGUGACAUAAUAUUUUUACUAGUUCACACCUGUACACUCUCAUUAAUAUAAGAUCAUGCAAUCCAGGCUCUAUAUUUAAACUUUUUUUGAGCUAUUGCAAUCAUCAAAUUUCUUCAACAAUUUCUGCAUUUUUUUGUGUGUUUUUUCUAUGUAUUGAAGAAAAUAGAAAGUAUUAAUGCUGUAAGUUCCUGUUUGCCCAUUCUGUCUGCUCUUUACUGUGUAGUGUUCUGUCUGUAUACAAGGAUGCAGGGUACAAAUGACCCGACUUUCAGUAUUAGGUACAUUGAUAGGGGAUAUCAUCGGAGCUGUUGAGAUCUGAGAAUAUUUGUUAUACAAAAGGUUUUUAAACUAUUGUGUUUGAUAUACAUAUGUGUUCUACUGAACAUUGUUUAAAUAUUCGUUAUUUGUUUGCUUUGUUUAUAAGUGCUUAUUGUUGUAGUUUUUUAUGUGUUCGAGAGGCAAUGUCAUACAAACUGUGUAUGAUAUGAGAGGUGAUGUCAUACCGACUGCAUGUUUUGAGAGGCGAUGUCAUACAGACUGCAUGUUUUGAGAGGAGAUUUCAUACAAACUGUGUAUGAUAUGAGAGACAAUGUCAUACAAACUGUGUAUGAUAUGAGAGGUGAUGUCAUACAGACAGUAUGAUAUGAGAGGUGAUGUCAUACAAACUGUAUGCUAUGAGAGGCGAUGUCAUACAGAAUGUAUGAUAUGAGAGGUGAUGUCAUACAAACUGUAUGCUAUGAGAGGCGAUGUCAUACAGAGUGUAUGAUAUGAGAGGUGAUGUCAUACAGACUGUGUAUGAUAUGAGAGGCGAUGUCAUACAGAGUGUAUGAUAUGAAAGGAGAUGUCAUACAGAGUGUAUGAUAUGAGAGGCGAUGUCAUACAAACUGUAUGCUGUGAGAGGCGAUGUCAUACAGAGUGUAUGAUAUGAGAGGCGAUGUCAUACAGAGUGUAUGAUAUGAGAGGCGAUGUCAUACAGACUGCAUGAUAUGAGAGGUGACGUCAUACAGACUGUAUGAUAUGAGAGGCGAUGUCAUACAGAGUGUAUGAUAUGAGAGGAGAUGUCAUACAGAGUGUAUGAUAUGAGAGGCGAUGUCAUACAAACUGUAUGCUGUGAGAGGCGAUGUCAUACAUAGUGUAUGAUAUGAGAGGCGAUGUCAUACAGAGUGUAUGAUAUGAGAGGCGAUGUCAUACAGAGUGUAUGAUAUGAGAGGCGAUGUCAUACAGAGUGUAUGAUAUGAGAGGCGAUGUCAUACAGACUGCAUGAUAUGAGAGGUGACGUCAUACAGAGUGUAUGAUAUGAGAGGCGAUGUCAUACAGACUGUGUAUGAUAUGAGAGGCGAUGUCAUACAGAGUGUAUGAUAUGAGAGAUGUCAUACAGAGUGUAUGAUAUGAGAGGCGAUGUCAUACAAACUGUAUGCUGUGAGAGGCGAUGUCAUACAGAGUGUAUGAUAUGAGAGGCGAUGUCAUACAGAGUGUAUGAUAUGAGAGGCGAUGUCAUACAGACUGCAUGAUAUGAGAGGUGACGUCAUACAGAGUGUAUGAUGUGAGAGGUGAUGUCAUACAGAGUGUAUGAUAUGAGAGGCGAUGUCAUACAGACUGGGUGUGAUUUUGUAUGACUGUUAUAUAUAUUGUUCCUAGAGAUAUUCUGUAUGUAUUCUGUUGGAUGUUUUAUUUAUAUACAUAUUGAGAAUGAAAUGAAGAGAAUGAUCCGUUUUAGGCUGUUUAUGUUAUCAUUGGUGUACAUUAUCAGUUAUUGUAAGUAUAAUGUUUAUAGAGAAUGCAAAAAUAUUUGAAUGUUUCUGUUGUUAUCAAAUAGACUAUUCAUGAUAGGAGUAUCUUUCUUAUGAAUGUAAAUUAUAGUGGUCAAUUUGUGAUGAAAAGUUAUCAAAUACCCCACAGAGGGAAUCCUUGACACUUGUCCCAGUAAAACUUCAUGUUCUUUACAUAGAAUACAAAAUGAGAGCUAUGAAGAAAAUGAUUUAAAUUCAUGAUUUUGGACUGAAUUCAUUAUAAAACAUUUUCUUUAAUUGGAGGGUUUCUCUGCAAGUCACUUUAAAUGCAGAGUAGCUACAUUGAGCUAGGACAAACAUGACUAGGACACCUGUAGUGUAAGUUUCCACAUAUGGUGCUAUCUGUUGUCGUAGAGACUUACACUACAGCCCUACCUCAGAGUACCACUUGUCAUACAAAUAAAAAAUACAGUUAUUUCCGAAAUAAAACAACAUGGUUGUGCUUAUUUUGUUGCUUGUUAAUUUUCAAGUUAAUUGUUUCAUAUUUUUUGAGGCUAAAUUUAAAUGUUUGCUUAUUUUUGUCACUUUUCUUUUUGAAAUAUGAAUAUUGACUGCCUCCCAAACAUUCCUGUACUUUACCUUCUCCAUUCAGAUUUAACAAUGUAUACAAGUUUCUUCAGUGAUUUCCUAGCAGGAAUUGGUAAAGACUGAAGGCUCGGAGUGUUGGGUCAUGUGAAUUAGGUAUUGUGUUAAAAAACAAACCUCUCGAUAGAAAUUUUUUCUAAAGUUUGUGCAGAAUGCAUUUAGAAAAACCAUUUGUCAGUGGUGGUGACAAAUUAUCAUGAGCUCCUCCAGAUCAUGACUUAUCAGGUAAUCUCAUUUUUGUUUGACCUUCGGUUUGGUUAAAAUGAAAAUUAUAGAACUAAUAACAAUUAUGAAACAUAUUCACAGAUAGUGUCUUUGACAGCCUGCAGUAUGUGUUGAACUCCCCAAUUUCUUGUGUGUUUAAUGUGCCUACAGUGUGUUUGUAAAAACUUACAGCAAGCCUGACGUGUGGGCUGCUUCAUUUAGCUUUAUUUAUGAGAUAUGGAUUCACCAAUAUGAAGGGUAGAUAUUUUGCUGAUGAUAAAUAAAAUGCAGAAAACAUU
Ylistrum balloti is the source of this 9714-nucleotide messenger RNA. Its product is annotated as Wilms tumor protein 1-interacting protein homolog. The record is from RefSeq and is a predicted model, not a curated record. The transcript has 8 exons. Gene Ontology annotation, biological process: cytoskeleton organization; positive regulation of miRNA-mediated gene silencing; response to hypoxia. Gene Ontology annotation, molecular function: transcription corepressor activity. NCBI's taxonomy places the organism in Eukaryota, Metazoa, Mollusca, Bivalvia, Pectinida, Pectinidae. Gene Ontology annotation, cellular component: transcription regulator complex; nucleus; P-body. The coding region runs from base 11 to 2500 and encodes 829 amino acids.